This is a messenger RNA of Seminavis robusta, 1746 nucleotides long. The record is from the annotation of a GenBank genome assembly. Lineage: Eukaryota; Bacillariophyta; Bacillariophyceae; Naviculales; Naviculaceae.
AUGCCCAUGCUACGACAGUUCUUAAGCCUUACGGGCAACACCCACAACAAUGGUGGAUCUAGUCGUCCGCACAACCAAUCUAAGAAGAGCCGUCACAAGAAGAACCGGAGAUCGUCCAAUCGUGCGACUGCCACUCGGUAUCCCGUGCCAUCGGUCCAUAGCAACGGCUACGCGGCUUGUCUUUCUGAUAGUGAAGAGGAUUUGGCAGACGCGUCGCAAGCCUUGCUAUUGGAUACUACUGAUAGUAAUCUUUUGUCUUCUUCUCAGCAUGAUCAGCAUCAGGGAAGUCUGGACAUUCGUCAGAUGGGUUCUCACAAGCCCUGCUGUGGCGCCUUUUGUUUGCACGUAGAUGCGCAGAACUGCUGCUGCUGCGUACACGGACACGGACCAACGGAACGGUACUGUUCGUACUGUGAAGAUCAGAGACGCAUUCAGCAGCAACGGUUGGUACAACGAAGACGCAUCGUGUCCUUUGACAGCAGCGCUGUUCCUGGUCGCGCACGCGCCGGGAGCAGCGACAAUGACGACGACGACAGUUCCGCUGCGACCAACGAAACGCCACAUCGAUCCAACAUUAGUACUACCGGGAGUUUUUCCACGACAGCUGCGGUGCGAGGAAUGCCAAAACCGUGUUGUGGUCGCGAGUGCGGGGGAUUGUCUUAUGUGCAUUGCUGUCAACACGCAGACACGAGACCCUUUUCCAAUGACGGCUUGUAUCCACCUCGAAGUACCCAUGAAGUGGGUCUAGUACCACGGUAUCAGUACUACUGUCAGCUAUGCUAUGGUCAUUGCAGUACCAAUGCGUCCCAACUGCAGCAGUUGGUCACUGAUCAUCAGUCACCACACGCAUCCAACGCAGCCUUUCAGUUUGCUCCUUCUUGGGCAGCCAGCACUGGCACUGCUCUCCAAAACAAUAAUGAUGACGAUGAUGAUUCAUCCGAAUGUGCAGUACGGACCGAUCUCAAAAAGAAGCCCCGUCGAUCAUCGCAUCAGCAGCAGAGCAGCAGCGACAAUGAUACCAUCCUUACCAGCAACAGCCAUUUCACCGAGAAACUAGAACAAAUCCAGGAUCCAACCCUUCAGCAGUGCAUGCGCAAAUGCUGGUCGUGUAUCGAAUGUCCCGUGUGUUUGGAACCAUUCCAAGAUGAUCCAUGCACAUUGCCCUGCGGCCAUUCGGUCUGUCUCGGGCACAUGGAUCAAGUGGAGCGAUGUCCCAUUUGUCGAUACUUUUUAUUGCCGGCCGAAAAAGAGUCACUACGACCCACGCUAGUGCUGCGAGAAACGACAAUGGCCAUUCAACAGACGCUUCAGUCCGUGAUUGCAAUGCAAAAGCAGCAACAACGAAACGCUAAGUAUGAUAAGGACGACAAGGAAACAAGAUUGAUGUUGGAUGCUGAAAAGAAAAGUCAGGCGCGGGUCGCUGAGGAAUUGACGACACAAGAUCUCGUAAACCACGAUCGUCGUCAGCAGCUCGACUACCCAGCAGAAACCGCCGUGCCAAUCAUUAUUCAGCAAGCAAGUGAUGAUCUCAAUUGGCUCACCGACGACAAACACCAAAAGAAGAGUAGUAGAAGGACCAAAAGUGAACCCAUUGAUGUGGAUGAAAUCAGUCUGACAUCCACCACAAGCAACAGCAGUAGCAGCAACAGCAGCAUGGACAGUGGCACCACCAGCGAUGGAGGUACCGAUUCAAAUGCUUCCUCGGAAAUUUUGGAGACUCGAGGACCAAUCUCGGUCGAGUGCUAG